GCCGCAAAGUAUAAAUAGUGUAACUUCAAUCGAGGAUCACCAGCAGGUUCUCGUCUGCGCGUCUCCAGGAGGAGCGACUGGCGCACAGCAUCUACCUUCAUAUAUGUUUUACCUUCUUCCAGAGUUGGCAGCAGCAGCAUCAGCAGCAGCUCGUAUCAUUUUCAAGGGGGGGGUCGACUUUAAAAAAAAUAAAAGAAAAACCAAACUGCAACCAUUGGUGUCUUAAGCCGCCGUGGAGCAGCGGGAGAGUGCGCGAGAGAGUGAGUGUGAUUUUUUUUUUUUUUUUUUUUUUUUUUUUUUUUUUAAGAGGAGAGUGAUGGAAGAGCUCACCGCGUUCGUGUCUAAGUCUUUCGAUCAGAAAGUGAAGGAGAAGAAGGAGGUAAUAACCUACCGGGAGGUGUUGGAGACGGGCUCGGCGCGCGUAGGGAGCAGGGAGCCUUUAUCGGCGGAGCAGGGGAGCCGGGAGGAGGCGGCCGUCGUCAGCCGGAACGUCGCGCUCUCACCGGGCAGGGAAACGGACAUGCUCGGUCCGGAAAGAAUACGAGACGCCGGGAGCCCCAAACUCAUUGACGGCACCACAGAUAUGAAGGAGAGGAAAGACGAUUCGAAGCCUUUAGAGGACGACACACAGACUAAAAUCAAACAGAGGAGAAGUCGGACUAACUUCACAUUAGAGCAACUUAACGAGCUGGAGCGGCUCUUUGACGAGACGCACUAUCCGGACGCGUUCAUGCGCGAAGAGCUGAGCCAGAGACUGGGACUGUCCGAGGCCCGAGUACAGGUUUGGUUUCAGAACAGAAGAGCCAAGUGCAGAAAACAGGAGAACCAGCUACAUAAAGGAGUCCUGAUUGGAGCAGCGAAUCAGUUUGAAGCAUGCCGUGUCGCGCCAUAUGUCAACGUGGGGGCUUUACGGAUGCCAUUCCAACAGGAUAGUCAUUGCAACGUGCCACCCUUCUCCUUUCAGGUGCAGGCGCAGCUGCAGCUGGACAGCGCCGUGGCUCACGCGCAGCACCACCUGCACUCACACCUGGCAGCGCACGCGCCCUACAUGAUGUUCCCCACGCCGCCCUUCGGGUUGCCCCUGGCGACCCUGGCGGCUGAUUCCGCUUCUGCCGCGUCGGUCGUGGCCGCCGCCGCCGCCGCAAAGAACACCAGCAAGAACUCCAGCAUCGCCGACCUGAGACUGAAGGCCAAAAAACACACGGCCGCGCUGGGACUGUGACGGCGGGACAUUAGGACCGAGAGACACUGACACCCAAGGACACAGCCAGAAGGACGAUAUUUAUGAUUUGGUUUUUUUUUUUUUUUUAAUGAAGGACUAUCACUAUAAAACAUAUAGGCUAUUUAUGAGAUAAAGAAAACACAGCCGACACAGAGGUCAUUUUUGGAUGCCCAAAAAAAGUGGCACGGAGAACGUUCCAUGGCAACGGACAGCAAAGACUUCAGGUUCUAUCAUCUGCGCUGCCACGUGGAGCACGAGGACGCAUCUUGGACCGUGUGUCAAACAAGGCGAACCAUUUAAUAUUAUUUCAUUUCGAACCUUUGUAGAGGCUGGCCUCGUUAUAUGUUUAAAAAGAAAUUCUCUGUUAGAGGACAGAGCGGGAAUAUGUUGACAAAAUGUGACUAAAAGAAGGCAAUAUUGGAAGUAUUUCUCUUCUGUUUUCUUGUCAAGAAAUUCAGAAUAACCCAGCAGUGUUUGCAUGAGUACCUGGCUCCCUGAAGAAAGGGGAACAGAUCACUCUGCCACUUGAAUGUUUGCCCUUGUUUGACCCCAACGACAUAUCAGAUAUGUGAGAUUAUAUUCGGCUGAACUUUUGGGUCUGGACAAUAUUUACAAGCUGUACUCAUCUAUGUCCCUAACGGUGAACAAAUAACAACAGGACUGUAUGAGAGUCGGUACGAGCACGUGUAAAAUAUGUUUAUACACAAGAAACAUGCAUUAUUUUUAUUAUUUAGUGUCUUUAUGAAUGCCUUGUGGGGAAUUUGUUUAUUUUCUUUUUUCCCCCCUUUAUUUACGUGUAUUAAAAUCAUGUGUUUUCUGUAUGUAAUUUUGAUGUUUUUAUAGUGAAAAGUGAACUUAUACCUGGAGGCACAGGUUUCCAAAAAAGACAAGAAAAUUCAUCAAGAUAUUUUUCUUUUUUUCCAUCACUCGUGAACCGUGAAUCCACCUAAAGAAACAUGUUUUUUUUCCCUAUAAUAAAUUAACAAAUGUUUCUUUAU
Thalassophryne amazonica is the source of this 2220-nucleotide messenger RNA. It is a transcript of the gene shox2, whose product is annotated as short stature homeobox 2. Gene Ontology annotation, molecular function: sequence-specific double-stranded DNA binding; DNA-binding transcription factor activity, RNA polymerase II-specific. Gene Ontology annotation, biological process: regulation of transcription by RNA polymerase II. Gene Ontology annotation, cellular component: nucleus. The record is from RefSeq and is a predicted model, not a curated record. NCBI's taxonomy places the organism in Eukaryota, Metazoa, Chordata, Actinopteri, Batrachoidiformes, Batrachoididae. The transcript is spliced from 5 exons. The coding region runs from base 317 to 1222 and encodes 301 amino acids.